This is a messenger RNA of Drosophila busckii, 1120 nucleotides long. It is a transcript of the gene beat-IIIa, whose product is annotated as maker581. Lineage: Eukaryota; Metazoa; Arthropoda; Insecta; Diptera; Drosophilidae. The transcript has 5 exons. Bases 21 to 812 code for a protein of 263 amino acids. The record is from RefSeq and is a predicted model, not a curated record.
UGAAGAUACCCAAUCACAUAAUGCGCUUGAAGAGCGCCCUGCUGGGCUGUCGCUAUGCUCUGGACGGCGAGUCGCUGUAUUCGGUUAAAUGGUACAAGGAUGGACACGAGAUCUACCGUUAUGUGCCGCGAGAUAAGCCACCAGGACAGGCAUUUCCGCUGCCCGGCGUUAAUAUCGAUCUGCGCAACUCCUCGGAUACGCAGGUGCUGCUGCGACGCGUUACGCUGCAAAGUACCGGACUCUAUCGCUGCGAAGUGUCCGGCGAGGCGCCCGCCUUCAACACCGUCUCCGAGUCAGAGACAAUGACCGUUGUGGUGACACCAAAUCAUGGCCCGAAAAUAACCGGCGGACAGCCGCGCUAUCAGAUUGGAGACACUGUGCGCGUCAAUUGCACCUCCUCGCCGUCCAAGCCCGCCUGCCACCUCAGCUGGCUAAUCAACGGCGAGCCCGCACAGAAGCAACACUUGAAGCAGUACGACAAAAUUGUGGUCAACCGCGAUGGGCUGGAGAUGGCGCGACUGGGCCUGGAGUUUCGUGUGCGUGGCUAUCACUUCAAGCAUGGCGAUAUGAAGCUCAAAGUAAGUUGUGUAGCCAAGAUCAGCUCGCUCUACUGGCAGAGCAAUGAGGAGAGCGUGGAGAGCGAUCGACAGCAGCGAGCGCCGGCCUUGGAAUCUCGUGAAACAGUCGCCGCCAAGUCCAGCACAAUUGCUGCAGCUGCCUCCAGGCAUCCUUCGUAUUUGAUUUCGCUGCUGCCAGCGCUGCUGCUGCUCUUUGGCUUUGCCGGCUUGGGCGCGGACGGCGCUGUGAGUUAGACGAGACGCAUGUGUUUUCGACUCGUUGCAUGCAACAGUUUUUGGGGCAAGCACACAUAUCCUAUGCCAAAUUUCAUAGAAAACAGACACAAGCUGCAAACUUAACUAGUUUCAUUCAAAAAACAAAUUUCAAUUGAUGUCGCAGUAAAAUACAAAAACUUUCGAUAUGAACUCUUAAAGUGGCAGCAGCUAAAUUUAAAUUAAAUAAACUACUCAAUAACGAGACGUAAGCUAAGUAAUUUGUAAAUAUUAAGUGUUAAAUGUAAGUUUGCCGCAACUAUGAAAUGAAAAUAUAAUUUUCAAAUUAG